AUGGCACAUCGCCACGGGGUCCCGGUCUCGACGCCCGGAUCGGGGUCGAGCUCGGGUUCCAGCCAGCCCUUCCCGAAUUCCCCAUUCGGGGACACCGCACACACGAAGCUCUUUGUGGGGGGUCUGGCUUGGGAGACGAGGAGCGAAGCUUUGCGCCGAUAUUUCGAGCGGUUCGGCGAGAUCCUCGAGGCCGUUGUGAUCACCCACAAGAACACUGGGAAAUCGAAAGGCUAUGGAUUUGUGAGUGUUCCUUCCCGUGGUCUAGAUGGGUUCCGCUCAUUUUGGAGGGAGAUGGCUUCAUUUCUUAUGGAGUAUCUUUGCGUUGAAAGUAACAGAAUUUUCUUCUUGCUUGAUGAUUUGUAAUGGAGGGUUUUAGGUGACUUUCCGUGAUCCUGAAUCCGCGGUGAAAGCCUGUGCAGAUCCAAACCCUAUCAUCGACGGUAGACGGGCAAAUUGUAAUUUAGCUUCGUUAGGCAGGCUUCAGACGUCUCCAAGUUAUGGUAGGCUUCCUCUCCUCACCUAGCUUUUUUAUCUGAUUGUGAAAAAAAAAAAUAGCCUAAUGGUGGCUACGUUAUUUUAUGCCUCACCAGUGAAUUAUUUACGAAUGUUCGCGUCAAAUUGGUUAGUUAUUUGCCCUCUCAGAUUAGAUGGAUCAUCCAGACAUAAUAAACUGGUUGUUUGGGGAGGUGCAUUUCAAUCCAAGUGAAAGGUGCAUUUCACUCUAUAUGAUCAGGUUGUCACAGUUUGCAAUGUUUAUUGCUGCAUGUUGGCAUGAAAAUCACGUUGAGGUGCUAGAUUGCUCUAACACCACUUUGACAGUUCAUCGGCCAUCUUCUUGUAUGUUAUUCUUUAUUUUUUUUGUAUUUAAUUCAUACGCUGUAAACUAUGCGAAUGAGUGGACGUUUAUAUUUAAUCCGCUUUCAGGAAAAUAUAGACUCUAAUCCUCUUAUGCGAAUCAGUAAAGAGCGAAUUUUCUUGGCCAAUCAAUGUUCGUUUUUAGCCUUUGAAACCAUACACACUGCAGAUGUGUCCUUUUGGUAAUAAUUACAUUCUCUGUGUGCAAGACAAAGUAUUUCAACAUGAUGUGUCCUUUUGGUAAUAAUUACAUUCUCUGUGUGCAAGACAAAGUAUUUCAACAUGUUUUCUUUCCUUCAUAAUAAAACUGUAGCUAAUCAAGAUUUAUCUCUUCUUUUAUGGAUACUUGGAUCUCUUGAAUGCGCUUCAUCCAGUUAAAUCCUUCAAUCUGUACAUCUUCAUCGCGUUUUUACUGUCUAUUCGAGGAAAUAUAUGAUGCCUACUAUGCCAUCCACCAAUAAUCGCCAUUCCUUUUCUUUUUACAUGAUCCACCGUUUCUUUAAGUUUCCUUUCAUCUAGAUACAGUCUUACUCUCUCUCUCUCUCUCUCUCUCUCUCUCUCUCUCUCUCUCUCUCUCUCUUCAUAUAUGCAUGCAUAUAACUAAUUCACGGUGUGGUCUAUCUUGUCAUCAUCCAUCGUAAUGACCAUGGAAGGAGGACGAAGGUCGGCUGAGAAUGAUGGCCAGAUCCCCCCCCUCCUCCCAUCUUUAUCUGCUCCAUUGUCGUUCUCAGCUUUUCUGGCUAGGCCAGACUUUUACAGGCCUAGCGAGACCCCAGGUCUGGGCUGGACAAGCGAGGGCUGUCUCACCCCUCUGCAUGGGUCGGACCACACCUAGAAAGACAGAAUGCUCUAUUCCUGGGGAUCUCAUUGGAAUAUCAUGGCUUGCAAUGAGAAUCUUAAUGGCUCAUUGGAAAGAUUUUUUUCUGGUUUCUUUCGUUUUUUUCUUACUAAUCCACCACUAACCCAGAUUUUUCUGAGUCGUGUUAAUCCUGAGAGAUGUUUUUUCGGAUUAUCAAAUCUCAACCAAAAAAAAAAAAACAUUUUAAAGAAUCCCUCAGAGUUGUCUGCCUGCGUUAAUAUCCUUUGGUUCAUCCAGCUUAUGGGGAUUCGUUCUCGAAUUGUUGAUGUUUGUCUUCUCUUGUGUCUUAUUGACGAGGGAGAUUUCUCUAGCUUUGACUGGGUUCUUCCACUAAUUCUCCUUUUGUCCUAUUUCAGCGCGUCUCAGGGUUGCAGCCCCUCAUUUCGGAUUGCCUUCUCCUCCCGGAGCUUAUGUCGGAAACCCUGGGUAUCCUCAGCCAGUUCCUUACGGUUUUCAACCCGGGUUUCCAUAUCAGAUGUAUGGGUAUGUUGACUCUACUGCUCAUCAUUCCCAGCAGGCACAUGAAUCCCAGCGAAAAAAAGAUACAUAGGCUCUUCCACAUCCUCUGUGAACUUGAUAAUGUAGGGCCAGUCUCUUAGAGAAUUACAUGCCUGUAGAAAAGGUACGUUAUGGCAGGGUAACCUAAGGGUACCCCACAAUCUUUCCAGAAUGAGAUGAUUUUUAAAAGAAAAAAAAAGAAAAAAAUAUCGCACACAAUCUUUCCUUUUUAUCCUGCCAUUACGUGGAAAAUAAAAUGGAUAAUUCUUUAUUUAUUUUCAUUGGAAAAUAAAAGUAAAACCAUCGUGGGGAUGAUGGUCAUGCAUUUUCCAUAAUAAAAUGGAUAAUUCUUUAUUUAUUUGCAUUGUCCUAAUGAAGUAAGAUUCUUCCCGUUUUCUGUGCAGGUAUCCAACGUAUGGACCAGAGCACAUGUUUCCACAGGUCCUCUCUUUAUUUAGAUACAUAAGAGCUUCUCUUCUGAGUAAAACCUCUGUGAGCUAGUUAAAUAUCCAUGUAUCAUUUAUUUCUUGCAGAACUUGUAUAAUCCGUUCGUUGGACAGCAAUAUUUCCAAAUCCAUGGUGUUCCAGGGGUAGUCAAUCCGACCUUUUACCCCCUGGAACAGUUGGUUCCUGGUGGGGGUGACUACCCAGUAAUCCCUGGCUAUGGAGUACCUACUCACCAUUCACUACAGUUCAGGACGCCAAAUAUAAAUUCGUCUGCACCAACCAUCCCCACAAUCCAACCGCCAUAUCCUACUGGUAAGUUUUCAUGCUUUCACUAGUUCUAGAGGAAAUAAUGAGCAUUCUUAUUUAUGGGCUGUAUGAUUAUAAGUUCCUAUGUUGCGUGAGGAUUGUGGCACCAGAUCUGCUUCAAAGUGGGUCCUCUGUAACUUGUUAAACUCUUCUUUCAGGCGUUGCACCAGUUCCUCAGGCCCAGUUCAUGGUGACGCCUCAUCCACUGCAGUUCCCACAGGGCGGCGGCUCAGACCAGACAACAGGUUGA
Messenger RNA from Spirodela intermedia, 3215 nucleotides. The record is from the annotation of a GenBank genome assembly. NCBI's taxonomy places the organism in Eukaryota, Viridiplantae, Streptophyta, Magnoliopsida, Alismatales, Araceae.